Carassius auratus (goldfish) is the source of this 1896-nucleotide messenger RNA. RefSeq names its product tripartite motif-containing protein 16-like. The transcript has 6 exons. Gene Ontology annotation, molecular function: protein binding; zinc ion binding. Lineage: Eukaryota; Metazoa; Chordata; Actinopteri; Cypriniformes; Cyprinidae. The record is from RefSeq and is a predicted model, not a curated record. Bases 69 to 1706 code for a protein of 545 amino acids.
CAGGAAUUACUUAAAUUCAGAGAAAGACAAACUGUUGAGUUGUUGUGUAUCUGUAUUCACGCAGUAAAAUGGCAGAAGCCAGAUUUUCUCAGGAUGAGUUCAUGUGUUCAGUGUGUCUGGAUCUCCUGAAGGAUCCAGUGACCAUCCAGUGUGGACACAAUUAUUGUAAGAGCUGUAUUACAGACUGCUGGGAUCAGGAGGAUAAAAAGAGAGUCUACAGCUGUCCUCAGUGCAGACAGACCUUCAGUCCAAGACCUGCUUUAGCUAGAAACACCAUGCUGGCUGAACUGUUGGAGAAACUGAACAAGACCAGACUGUCUGAUGACUGUUAUGCUGCUAUAGAUGUGCAGUGUGACAUCUGUACUGGAGGAAAAUUCAAAGCCGUCAAGUCCUGUCUGGUUUGUCUGGAAUCUUACUGUCAAACUCAUUUUGACCGUCAUGAGGAGUUUCAUUCACGUAAGCCACACAAAGUGACUGAUGCCACUGGGCGACUGAAGGAGAUGAUCUGCCAGAACCAUGAGAAGCUUCUUGAGGUUUUCUGUCGCACUGACCAGAAAUUUGUAUGUAUGCUGUGUACGAUGGAUGAACACAAAAACCACGACACUGUAUCAGCUGCAGCACAGAGGACAGAGAAACAGAAACAGCUGAUGGAGAUGCAGAAUACGCUCCAGCAGAGAAUCCAGAAGAGAGAGAAAGAUCUCCAGCAGCUGAGAGAGACUGUGGAGUCUCGUAAGCGCUCUGCACAGACAGCAGCCGAGGACAGUGAGAGGAUCUUUACUGAGCUCAUCCGCUCCAUUGAGAGAAGCCGCUCUGAGCUUAUACGACUGAUCAGAGAUCAGGAAAAGACUGCAGUGAGUCGAGCUGAAGAACAACUGGAGAAACUGGAGCAGGAGAUCAAUGAUCUGAGGAGGAGAGACGCUGAGCUGGAGCAGCUUUCACACACACAGGAUCACAUCCAGUUCCUGCAGAGUUUCCAGUCUCUCUCAGCUCCUCCUGAAUCUACAGAUGUAAAUGAUGAUCCCUUCAGUUCUCUCGUCUCUUUUGAUGUUCUGAGAGAAUCUGCCCAUCAGCUGAGAGACAAAUUGGAGGAUUUCUACAAAGAGGAGCUCAAGAAGAUCUCAGACAGAGUCAAAGUCCCCAACAUUGUUCCCAGGACCAGGAUCGACUUCUUACAAUAUUCCCAUCAGCUCACUCUGGAUCUGAACACAGUGAAUAAACACCUUCGUCUGUCUGAGAGAAACAGAAUGAUUACGUACACUGGAGUCACAGUCCAGCCAUAUCCUGAUCAUCCAGAAAGAUUUGAUGUGUAUCAGCAGGUGUUGUGUAGAGAGAGUGUGUGUGGACGCUGUUACUGGGAGCUGGAGUGGAGAGGAGGGGAAAAUGGUGUGCGAAUAUCAGUGUCAUAUAAGACCAUCAGCAGGAAGGGAUCGAGUAAGGAGUGUUGGUUUGGACGAAAUGAUAAGUCUUGGGGUUUGCUCUGCUCUGUCUCCAAAUACUCAUUCAUGCACAGUAGCAUAGAGACUGAUCUCCCUGUAAAGCCCAUCAGCAGUAGAAUAGGAGUGUUUGUGGAUCACAGUGCAGGAACUCUGUCCUUCUACAGCGUCUCUGACACAAUGAACCUUAUCCACACAGUCCAGACCACAUUCACUCAACCGCUUUAUCCUGGGUUUGCUCUCGGUUCUGGAUCAUCAGUAAAACUGUGCUGAUGAAUCAGAAUAGGUUGAUGAGAGAUUCUACUCAUAAUGCUGUGAGCUACUUGAUAAAUAUGUAAUAGUGAGAUAUUAUACUCUCUUUUUCUCUUCAUUACAUUAAUACUGAAGCUGAACUUCUGUCACUGAAAUAAUAUGUAAAACUAAAUGUGUGUAAUAAAUCCUCAUAGACAGUGAUAUCAGUGUG